This is a messenger RNA of Amaranthus tricolor (Joseph's coat), 1221 nucleotides long. RefSeq names its product probable nucleoredoxin 1. The coding region runs from base 447 to 1154 and encodes 235 amino acids. The record is from RefSeq and is a predicted model, not a curated record. NCBI's taxonomy places the organism in Eukaryota, Viridiplantae, Streptophyta, Magnoliopsida, Caryophyllales, Amaranthaceae. The transcript has 2 exons.
UGGAGAAUGCCAACCCACAAACCAAAGUUAGUCAAUCAAGUAUGCAAUGCUAUUAUGUGAUGGUCUAUAAAUACAAAAACAUGAAGACUUUUUUCUAUGUCUUUGCUAACUUAACUAACCAAAACAUGCCUGUAGUUAUAUUGAGUAUUGCUGCUGUUGCGAUAGGAGGAACCGCUUAUUAUAUGAGAAAAAGAUUGAAACUAAAAGACGGAGACAAAGAUAUUGCAAAAGAAAGACAACGAAAGAAGAAGAUCGAGCUUUUAAAGGGAGGAUCGUCAUUGCCAACUGUUGUGGCUCAGAUCCUUCAUCCAGAACAUGAACUCUUUUUGGACUUUGGACAAACUUAUAGGUGUGACGCUUGCCUACAGUAUGGCGAAGGUAAGAGGUACCGAUGUAGGGGAUUAUGCGGCUUCAGAGUGCAUCCGAAUUGUGCAUUGUCUUAGAAAAUGAUUUGUGAUUUGUUUCAGACAGAUCUCCAAACAUAUGCCCACAAGUACAUGCAUCCAUUGAGCAUAAUAAAAGACUCAUCUGACUCCAAUUGCAAACAUUGCAAAAACAAAUGCAAAGAUUUGAUUAGAUACCACUGCAAUACUUGCAAUAAGAUGUUUCACCUAGCUUGUGCAGUUCAUCCUACAAGACUACUAUCUUUCUUGCACCCUAAUCAUGAGCUCGAGCUCAAAACUCGGCCAAUCGACGCGAGAUGCAACGUAUGUUAUCAUAGUGGAAAGUCCAAUGCAAGAGUCUACUGUUGUAAGACGUGUAAAUUUUACGUGCACCCAGAUUGUGCGAUUAAAUUUCAGUACGUCAAAUCUCUUAUACACGUUGAUCAUAUCUUGGUGUUCCGUCCACUUCCGAGCUAUGAAUCUGCUGUUUGCAAAGGUUGUAACCGCGAAUGUAAACGUUGGCGCUAUACAUGCUCCGUCUGUGAGGGUGUUAAUUACCAUGAAGAUUGCCUUUUGAGAUAUGAAAUCGUUAGAAGCAACGCAUCCCUAGAAGAAGUAGGUCAUUUGUGCAAAAGAAGUUUUGUGAAAGCCUUCAAGGACGGUUUCAAGGACGGCUUCAAGGACGAUUUUAAGGAUGAUAUGAAAGAACAGUUCCACGACGAAAGCGUUUGGGAUCUCAUUGCUCAGUUUCUUGAGGCUUUGUUUAGCUAAUUGAUGAACAUCAACGGAAUUUCCUUCUCUCGAUUCGUAAGCAACAUUGGGUACUUGGGCGUCGUUU